CCAGGCCGAAGCCGCGUGGGUCUCGUUCUGGAGGAACUCGGCCGUCGUGGGGCUGGCUGCGCCCCUUCCGCUCCAGCGAGGACGGGCGCAUUAACGCCGGGGUGGGGAGAAAAAUUGGCCGCCGGCCGCCGGGCGAGCUGUGUCUGGGAACUCAGCAAGGGGCGCCUGUGUGUUCUCUGGAGGACCGCAUCGUUGUAGCCCACAGUGGCCUCAGGGCCACCGAAUCCAGGGCUGACUGCUCUCUUCUAGCGGCUGCGUCUCAGGUCGUUCAGGAUCCUUUUGCUGGAGACGGUUACCAUGUCUUUGUAUGAAGACAUGCUGCUCUGCAACUACCGGAAAUGUCGCCUCAAGCUCUCCGGCUACGCUUGGGUUACUGCCUGCUCUCACAUUUUCUGUGAUCAGCACGGCAGUGGUGAGUUCAGUCGCUCACCAGCUAUCUGCCCUGCCUGCAACAGCACCCUUUCUGGAAAGCUAGAUAUUGUCCGUACAGAGCUCAGCCCGUCAGAGGAGUACAAAGCUAUGGUACUGGCGGGGCUCCGGCCAGAGGUCGUACUGGACAUCAGCUCCCGGGCGCUGGCCUUCUGGACGUACCAGGUACACCAGGAACGUCUCUACCAAGAAUAUAACUUUAGCAAAGCGGAGAGCCAUCUGAAACAGAUGGAAAAGAUAUAUACACAGCAAAUACAGAGCAAGGAUGUGGAAUUGACCUCUAUGAAAGGAGAGGUCACUUCUAUGAAGAAAGUUCUAGAAGAAUACAAGAAAAAGUUUAGUGAUAUUUCUGAAAAACUUAUGGAGCGUAAUCGCCAGUAUCAAAAGCUUCAAGGCCUUUAUGAUAGCCUUAGGCUACGGAAUAUCAGUAUUGCUAGCCAAGAAGGUUCCCUGGAGCAAGCUACCAUCACACAGUCUGGUGUCUUUGGCUUUCCGUUAGGGAACAGCUCAAAGUUUCCUUUGGAUCACACGCCAAUGGGAAGCCGAGGAGGUGGAGAGGAAGAUGUUCAGUUCAGACCGUUUUUUGUGGAUUCCCCCACAGCGCCUGAACCCAUUAACAACUUCUUUAGUUUUGCUUCUCAAAGCCAUGAAGCAGAGCAGCAAGUCUGCAGCAGGGCCUUUAAAGCAAAAAGAAUUUAGCUGGUUUCACAUUUCUAGCCUGUCUCUGUUUUCGUAGUUUUACUCUAGAUGAAAUAAUUGGCAUUCCUGAGUUCUCUUCACUUUGUCACCUUAGAAGAAGCUGGCUUGCAGUACGUACGGUGUGUGGAUUCCUGUUCGGUGUCUUCCUUCAUUUUUUGCUUAGAGCAUUUGGUGACUCUGUCUCUACAUUCAUCACUGCUCAGACAGUCACAACAAUGUUGCAUUGUCCCUGUUUCGGGCCAAGCUGCAUUUAUGCUUCUGUAAGCACCAGUGUUUUAUUUACAUGGAGCUUUUGAUUCUAGUAUGUGUAUGCUAAGUGUGUGCAUUGAUUUUCUCUACUUGCCAGUAUAUUUAUGUAAAAAUUAUGAUCUUGGAAAGUGGUGGCCAAAAAGGGAUAGUCUUGAAAAAUGGUGGCUUGCUGUUUGCAUGUAUUGUACACAGUCGUGUGUUUUACUUGUAUUAGCUUGUUUUGGAGGAGUGCUUGUGCUAGUGAAUGGAAGUGUAAUCUGAUACAUGUGUUCAGUUUCUAUUUACAAGGAAUUGGCACUGAUGAAGUUAUUUGCUGACUUAAUUGGUAUUUGUUUUAAAAUAAAACUGCUUCUUUACCUUUCUAACAA
Mesocricetus auratus (golden hamster) is the source of this 1745-nucleotide messenger RNA. RefSeq names its product cyclin B1 interacting protein 1 (gene Ccnb1ip1). Gene Ontology annotation, molecular function: ubiquitin protein ligase activity. Lineage: Eukaryota; Metazoa; Chordata; Mammalia; Rodentia; Cricetidae. The record is from RefSeq and is a predicted model, not a curated record. Bases 298 to 1128 code for a protein of 276 amino acids. Gene Ontology annotation, cellular component: synaptonemal complex. Gene Ontology annotation, biological process: reciprocal meiotic recombination. The transcript is spliced from 4 exons.